UAUAUUAAUUAGUUUAAUAAAAUUAUUCUCGAUUAGAGAUUUUAGAUCGUUAGGUCUUUCAUAAUUCGAAGUCAAUCGAAGAUUUAAAAUAAAAAUAAAUUAAAUUUAUUUAUUAUAGGAUAAAUUUAAAGAAUAUUGCCAAUAAUUGCACAGAAUAAAUAAGAGAAUUAAUUAUUUUUAUUAUUUCUUUAUACGUUGAGAUUAGAGACGAGAAAAUGGAAAGGAUGAACGCACCGAUUAAUUCAGGAAACGAUCGAAAAAGCGAAGAACGGUCCAUCGAAGGAUUUCUGACGAACUCUGUAAUAUUCGUGACCGGAGCCACUGGUUAUUUGGGGAAAGCUAUCGUGGAAAAAUUGCUGCACUCUUGUUCCCGUAUCUCGACAAUCUACAUCCUCAUCCGAUCCAAGAACAAUGUAUCCAUCGAACAACGAUUCAAACAUCUUUUGGAAAAUUGCUUGUUCGAUGAAAUACGAAAAAAGGAUCCAGGAAUUUUAAACAAGAUUCAUUUGAUAAAAGGGGAUAUAACCCUACCAGACUUAGGCCUAUCCUCGAGCGAUAAAAAUUUAUUAAUAGAAAGAGUAAACAUAGUUUUCCACGUAGCAGCUACAGUGAAAUUCAACGAACCGUUAAAAAAGGCUAUCGUAACGAAUACGAAGAGCCCUUUGUAUAUCUUAGAAUUAUGCAAAUCUAUGAAAAAUCUAAUAAGUUGCGUGUACAUUAGCACAGCUUACAGUAAUCCAAAUAUAUCGAUAAUCGAAGAAACGAUAUACGACAUAAAUAUAAAACCUUCUACGAUCAUAGAUAUGUGCAAUGGCCUAAACGAUGAGCUAUUGAAUGUACUGGAAUCUAAGAUUUUAGAGACUUUUCCAAACACAUAUACGUUUACAAAAAAUCUGGCGGAAAAGAUUAUAAAGAUCAAUGGUGCAGGUUUACCGAUCGCAAUAGUGAGGCCAAGUAUAAUUUUUGCUGCGAUUAAACAUCCGUUUCCUGGUUGGAUAGACGAUUCAAUUCAAGGAAUUACAGAUUUAACUAUUGGCGCGUGCAGAGGUAUCAUUAGAGUGAUCAAUGGGAAUAAGAAUAAUAAGGCAAACAUAGUGCCUAUUGAUUAUGUGACCGAUACAAUAAUAUGUGUUGCAUGGUAUACAACGAUCCAAUGUGAUAAUACCAUUAAAAUUUAUAAUUGCACGAAUAAUGGGAAUUCUCUUACAUGGGAUAAAUACAGUUCAAGUAUAAUAAAAUUUUCAAGAAAAUUAUUAUUCAAAACUAUGGUAUGGUAUCCUAAUGUUAUACUAGUUAAUAACAGAUAUAUUUUCAAGAUCUUGAUAUUCUUUUUGCAUACACUUCCUGCACUUGUCUAUGAUGUUUUUGCAAAACUUUUAGGUAAUAAAAUCAGAAUAAUGAAAUAUGUAAUGCACAUGAAUUAUAAAUUACAUUUGUUAAAAUAUUUCCUUCUCAAUGAUUUGAAAUUUCAAAAUGAUAAUAUGAUUGAACUUCAAAAAAAUGUAAAAACGUUGAAAGACUGUGAUAAUUUUAUCAUUGACAUACAAAAUCUAGAUUGGGAUAAAUAUAUAGAAAAAUGUGUAUUAAUAUUAAACACACAUAAUCUGUCUGUAUCUAAACAUUCUUUAACAACUCGAAGUCGAUUGGUAACAUUAUACUGCAUAAAACAAAUAGCGGAAUUAUCACUUGUAACUCUUUUAUUAAUAUUUGUAUUAUACAUUUCAUAAUUUUUUUAACAUUAAAUUUCUUCAAUUAAAAAUU
Molecule: messenger RNA, 1761 nt
Organism: Apis dorsata (giant honeybee)
Lineage: Eukaryota; Metazoa; Arthropoda; Insecta; Hymenoptera; Apidae
Product: putative fatty acyl-CoA reductase CG5065
Exons: 7
Coding region: 216-1727 (503 amino acids)
Biological process (GO): long-chain fatty-acyl-CoA metabolic process
Cellular component (GO): peroxisome
Molecular function (GO): alcohol-forming very long-chain fatty acyl-CoA reductase (NADP+) activity
Source: RefSeq, a predicted model, not a curated record